Messenger RNA from Cuscuta campestris, 1948 nucleotides. NCBI's taxonomy places the organism in Eukaryota, Viridiplantae, Streptophyta, Magnoliopsida, Solanales, Convolvulaceae. The record is from the annotation of a GenBank genome assembly.
GUAUUUCCUUUAUUUCCAGGUGCAAUCAUGUCCUUCCUCCAUCGUGUCCUCCGUCGUUCACCGAACAUCUUCCCUUUCGAUUUUCUAUCGUGUCCUCCGUCGUUCACCUUCAAUUGAUGCUCCGAUUGCCUUGUAUUCGGCUUCCUUGAGAAAGUAAUUUGAACUACUUUGAGGACUUCAAAUCUUUCAUCGAAUUCCAUGGAAGAGGAGUAACCCGUCGAAAUUAUGUUGAAACAUUGAUGCUUCAUACAACCAUAUGUGCCUCUGUGUGUGCAGAGAUGUUAUUUGCGCACUAUAGCUAUUGUUCUGAUUUCUACAGUGUAAUCUGGAACCUAUACUUUCAACAAUGCAAAUAUUGCCAAAUGAUAGUCGAGUAGAGGAUGGUUCUGAAACAGAGCCUAUCUUAACUCAUUCCAAUGUUGUAGAGGAAUCAUCACAUGCAAUUGAAAUUACAGUGAGUGAGGAUAGUUCUGCUAGUUCUGAUGAUUCAUCGAGUAUUGAGGUUGAUGGAAGUCGAUUGCUAUUUAAUGCAGAGCAACCACAAUGUCGUAUAUGCCUUGAUACUGAAGGAGAAGAUUUGAUUGCACCGUGUCAUUGUAAGGGAACCCAAAAAUAUGUCCACAGGGCAUGUCUUGAUAAUUGGAGAUCUACAAAGGAAGGCUUUGCUUUUGCUCACUGUACGGAAUGCAAGGCAAAGUUUAUAUUGCGGGCAAAUGUACCACCUGAUCGAUGGUGGUUGAGGUUGAAAUUUCAGUUUCUCAUUGCAAGAGACCACACUUUAAUUUUUCUUGUUGUCCAGCUGAUCGUAGCAAUUUUAGGAGUCCUUGUGUACAAAUUUUAUGGAGAGGAGCUGCGGGAAAUGUUUGGUUAUGAAGAACAUCCAUAUGGAUUUUAUACAAUGGCAGUUUUGGCAAUUGUAUUGGUAGGAUUGCUUUAUGGCUUCUUCAUAGCGAUAAUUUGUGGACAGAAAAUCAGCGAGCGUCACUACUACGUUCUUGCCAAACCUGAACUCACUAAGGAGUAUGUUGUAGAAGACCGGGAAGCAUUAAGCAAGAAUGUUCCAGAGCUUGACCCUAGCCAUGUGUCAGAGCUAAGAAUGCUGGGCCUUUAUUAAGAAUUGGCCUUCUCAUGACAUGACUACGGAGGCAAGUACUACCCCUGAUAGAACUUACAAACUAUAGAGUAGGUUUGUGCUCCAAUUCACUGUUGGCUUCUCAUACGUAAAUUCUAAAUGCAUAUUUUAUGUUGUUCUUGCUCUAUACAGAAGCUCUUCUCCUCCAAAUAGGAGACACUGAACCUGUGUCUCUAAAUUUAAGGUUUUAAUGCUUCUAUUUUUUUGUGUUGUAGUGUGAAAAAUUAAUCUGUAUAACUGCAUUGUUGAGUGUCAUAGCUCAUACGCAGAAUAGCAUACCUCCUUCCUCCACCAUAUAUAUCUUUCCUCCAUUGUAGUUUCUCUUACAUUUUCUUAUUACAAUUAAUUUUAUUCUUUCCUCCAUCAUCGCCGUUCUCUUUUCCGCACCGCAUGUGAUUUUCGAUGUCACCCUACAAGACAUAGAUUGGGAGAUUUGGAGUAGCACUAUCUUCACCGAAUCUGAAAAAAACGGCACCAUCUUCGUCAUAUCGGAAGGAUUGUGCUUCGCUACGUCGGAUCUGAACAAAAUAAACAUUAUAGACGGGACGGAUUCCCCCACGACCGCUACUGUAGCCUCUUGGGGUUAUCGAUAAGGCUUUAGAUCUUCAAUUUUAGAUUUUUAAUUUUGGGAUCUUGGAUUAUAGAUUUUGAGAUGUUUAAUUUUAGAUUUUAGAUUUCGAGAGCUUUUCUCUACAGUGAAUGGAUUUUGGAUCUUGGAUUUUUUCUUUGAGGAUUUUUUAAACUGGUGUAAAUAUUGAGAUUUGAGAUCUUGGUGUUUGUUGAAUGUUUGAUUUAGAAUAGAUCUAGGACUUGUGU